AUGCUUUGGCGGACCAAGUCCCACCACAGCCAGGCCUCGGAGCAGGACCUCGCGCGCACGGCGUCAGCGUCUAAGAAUGACCUGUCCGCGUCGGCGACUCAGGCCGCGGGAACUGCAUGGUUGGCGGGACAUUUGAACCAUUUGACCCCCGAUCAGGAGGAGAAAUUGGUCGAGUUUAAGAAUGUUUGUGCGGAGCGCGAGUAUUAUACGCCCGCCGUGGAGGCGGCGGAGGGUGUUGACGCUGCGCCGGCGAGUCACGAUGAUGCGACGAUGCUGCGCUUCUUGCGAGCACGCAAGUUCGACGUUGAGGGGGCGUGGGGUCAAUUCAAGGAUACCGAGGACUGGCGCAAGGAGAACGCUAUCGAGGCUCUUUAUGCGAAUAUCGGCGUGGACUCGUACGAAGCUGCCCGUCGGAUGUAUCCGCAAUGGACCGGUCGUCGCGAUCGUCGCGGUAUCCCCGUUUACGUCUUCGAGAUCCGCCACUUGAACUCCAAGGAAAUGGCCGCUUACAAUAAUACCAUGCACACGGGCACGCCCGAGACGCACAAGUCGUCGACUGUUCCGGCACGACUAUUGAAUUUGUUCGCUUUGUACGAGAACUUGUUGAACUUUGUUAUGCCGUUGUGUUCGGCGUUGUCGAGGCCGAAUCCUGAGACUCCUAUCGUGACUUCUACCAAUAUCGUUGAUGUGAGCGGUGUCGGAUUGAAGCAGUUCUGGAAUUUGAAGGGGCAUAUGCAGGAUGCUAGCGUGUUGGCGACGGCUCACUAUCCUGAGACGCUGGAUCGUAUUUUCAUUAUCGGCGCACCUAGCUUCUUCCCUACCGUCUGGGGCUGGAUCAAGCGCUGGUUCGACCCAGUCACCACCUCCAAGAUUUUCAUUCUGUCCGCCGCGGAGGUGAAGCCCACUCUAACCUCCUUCAUGGAUCCCACCAGCAUUCCCAAGCAAUACGGCGGCGAACUCGACUGGCAGUGGGGUGACAUGCCCAACCUGGACGAGCCUGCCCAGGAACUCCUCCAGAACCUGGAACAGCCCCCCGCGGAGGGCAAGGAGAAGAAGGAUAUCCUUAAGGGACCCAUCUUGUUCAAGGGCGAUAAGAUCGAGGUUCUGGGUACGGAGGACGGCAAGGACCGCCGGCAGAUCAUCCCCGUGCCCCAGGCCAAGGUUCAGCCUCAGGCAGAGCAGGUGCCCGAGACUAAGGCCCAGGUUAAUGGUAACGGUACCGCCGAGCCUGUGAAGGAGACCCCCAAGACUCCUGCGAAUGGAGAUGUGGAGUCCCCUGUUACCGAGAACGAGAAGACUGGUCUGGAUAACGUGGCGGUGAACGUCAACCAGGUUGCCAACCCAGAGGCUCAAACCACGACUGCCGCUGCAUAG
Molecule: messenger RNA, 1374 nt
Organism: Penicillium cataractarum
Lineage: Eukaryota; Fungi; Ascomycota; Eurotiomycetes; Eurotiales; Aspergillaceae
Product: SEC14 family lipid-binding protein
Exons: 4
Coding region: 1-1374 (457 amino acids)
Source: RefSeq, a predicted model, not a curated record